AUGAAGAUUCCUGUCCUUCUCUUUGCUGUAUUUUUCUUUCUAGCCCCACUGUUACCAGUGAAAUGUGCCAUGAAAGAUACCUAUAGUUGUUUUCUCAAGAGAGGCAAGUGUAGGCAUGCAUGCCACAAUUUUGAAAUACCAUUUGGUUUCUGCACAAAACUAAAUGCGAACUGUUGUAUGUAG
Messenger RNA from Rangifer tarandus platyrhynchus (Svalbard reindeer), 183 nucleotides. The record is from the annotation of a GenBank genome assembly. NCBI's taxonomy places the organism in Eukaryota, Metazoa, Chordata, Mammalia, Artiodactyla, Cervidae.